AUGGGAAAAGCACGCGAGAUUAGCAGUGAAGGGCGUUCUGCCGUCGUUACUUUACGUAAUGAAGGCAAAUUCGAACGUGAGAUUGCUUUACAAUUGAAGUUAUCGAAGACUUGUGUUCAUGGCACAAUAACUCGAUACAGGGACACAGGCACUUUUCAAGAUCGUCCACGCUCAGGAAGGCCGAGAGCUACCACGUCAAGUGAAGAUCAUUUCAUACCGAGAAUCCGCGUUGAAGUAAACAAAACCCGAGUUAAACCUUUAUCAGUGACUUCAGUAAAAUGGCGACUGAGAGAUGCGAAAUUGUAUGGUCGUAUCGCCGUUCGAAAACCUCUGCUAAGGCCACAAAACAGUAAAAAACGGAUGUAA
Molecule: messenger RNA, 366 nt
Organism: Parnassius mnemosyne (clouded apollo)
Lineage: Eukaryota; Metazoa; Arthropoda; Insecta; Lepidoptera; Papilionidae
Source: the annotation of a GenBank genome assembly